Morchella importuna is the source of this 2457-nucleotide messenger RNA. RefSeq lists its product as uncharacterized. The coding region runs from base 1 to 2457 and encodes 818 amino acids. The record is from RefSeq and is a predicted model, not a curated record. The transcript is spliced from 4 exons. NCBI's taxonomy places the organism in Eukaryota, Fungi, Ascomycota, Pezizomycetes, Pezizales, Morchellaceae. Gene Ontology annotation, cellular component: chromosome, telomeric region. Gene Ontology annotation, biological process: telomere maintenance. Gene Ontology annotation, molecular function: DNA binding.
AUGGCCGACUCCCCACCACCCCCCUCCUUCUCCGACUGGCCCACCACCCUGACACCGCUCCCCCUCGCCUCCCUCAGCCCUACCAGUAGCAGCACCACCACCACCACCUCCUCCUCCUCCACCUACAUCACAGCCGUCGUUACACUAAUAUGGCCCUUCUCCUCGUCCAGCCGCACGCUCUCCAUCGUAGCCUCCGAGCAAAACCCCAUCCUCCGCCUCUCAAAGGGCCAGCUCCGCGUCAACUUCCACGGCCCCGCCGCGAUCGGCGUCGACGCGCACGGCCUGCAGAGCGGCGACCACGUGUGCAUCUCGCUUGACGGCGCACACUGGGAGGAAUUGGCCAGCGCGAGCUCGAGGGACGUGCCGUGGGCGGUGAGCUUCGAGAAGAAGCUCACGAUGAAGGUUAAAUCGGGCGAUACAUGGAAUAGCAUCAAUAUCGAUGCCGAUGCCGAUGCCGACGCCGACGCUGACCCGGGGCCGGAACCGGAGCUGUCGCCGGCAGUGGUGGAGGAGUCGUCGUACUCGCCUUCUACGGCGCACCCGGCGACACCUCCGGUGCGGCCGGCGCAGUUCGGUGGGGGCGAGUGGGUGACCCCGGGUCUGUUUAAGCGCCGCCUACCCUCCUCUCCCGACAGGGAGCCCGCGAACGUGUUUGCAAUUGGCGAACAGGGUUUAUUUGGCGGGGUAGACGAGUACGACCUUGGCCAUCGGAAGAAGCGUGCCCGAUUCAGCAACUCGUAUCGCUUUGAGGAGGACGGCGACGCAGCUGCGGUCGAGAGCGACGGGACACUAGAGGAGGCGCUCAUGAACGGCAUGGCGGGGGAGGACAUGGUAAUUGAGCGCCCCGAGCAUCCAAAUCAUGUAGAUAUGCCACCGCCGCCGCCGCCGCCACAAUUGGCUCUCAAUACAAAUUUUGACGUGGGGGACACGCCGGAUUCACCAGAUCUCAAGCCGGUGCCAAGUGAGCAGCUGCCGAUCAUUUCCCCAUUCCUCGGGAGAGGCCUGGCCGGCUUUGACUACAUGGACUACAACGCGCGCGCGCAAGACACAGAAGGCGCCGGCGAAGCUGCAGGCGCGGAAAACAUAUCGCAAGGCUCUACGGGUAGCUCUACACUACGAAACGACUCACUCGACGACUUCUCCAGCGCGCCCGAGGUCGUCAUCGUCCCCGUCGCCGAAGACGACCACGACAGCUCCACAAACCCGCCCACAAACCCCAGCAAGCUCAGCGGCACAAAGCCAUCGACCACCCCCGGGCCCUCGGACGCACAGAAGCUCGCGGACCAGCGCCGCGGCAGCGUCAGCGAGGACGACCGCUUCCCCAGCGACUACGAGUCCGAGAAGGACAGCCUCUUUGACGAGUUCAGCGACAACGAGCUACGACGGCGCACCACAAAGUCGCGCACGCUCGGAAGGUCGCCGCUCAAGAGCGUCGAGUCGCUGAAGCCGCGGCGGGCGACGCCGCUGCGCUCAAAGCUGACGCUGGAGACGAGCGUGGCCUCCACCACCCCCGAGGUUGCGGUCAAGGAGGAGGGGGGGGACCAGCCGAAGACGCCGUUCCUGUAUCUGCCGACGCCGAGCCCGAAGACGGAGAAGAGGGGCAUACAGUUCCCGCCGACGUCAGCGCCGCCGAAGUUUAUGAGCCAGGAGUAUGAGAGCGUGCUCGGCGGCGAUAUCAGCAGUCCCAUACGGCGGCGGAGCAGCUUCUGGGGAAUGAGGGAGGAGCCGGUGCCGAGUGAGAUUGAUGCGUACUUUGGCAGGCCGAAGAGGGGCGUGGAGGUGCCGAGGGAGGUGGAAAGCGCGAGCGGGACGGAUGAGGGCUUCUCGGGCUUCUCGACGCCGAUGGAGGGGGAGGACGACGACGACGACGAUGAAGAGGACGACGAUGACGAGGAGGAGGAUGAAGAAGAGGAGGAGGACGAGGAAGAGACAUUCGGCAUUGAGCUAGGCUUCCGGAGCGGCGUCACAACAAACCUAUCCGACUUCCCCGCCCUCAGCUCCCUAACAUGGGGCGCCGUCGUCGACCUCAUCGCCGUCGUAACACGCUCAUGGCCCAUCGGCCGCGCUUCGCGCGGCCAGAAGGACUACUACAUCUCUAUGCGCGUCGUGGACUCCUCCUUCCCCGCCGGCAUGACGGCCACCGUGCUGCGGCCGCACAAGGAGGCCCUGCCCGCCGUGCAGCUUGGCGACGUGGUGCUCCUGCGCUCUUUCAAGAUCACAACCCACAAGCACGACUUUGUUGCGACCUCGACACCCAACAGCGCAUGGGCCGUGUGGCGCGAACAUGGCAAGGGGCGGCCGGCGAUCACGGGGCCGCCCGUGGAGUACGGCGAGGGCGAGGAGGCGUAUGUGGCGGCGAUUGCGCAGUGGUUUGAGGGGCUGGAUGCGGAGAAGAGGGAGCGGAUGGUGAGGAGCAGUGGCGGCGGUGAGGAUGUGGAGGCGGAGUUUGAUCUGUAG